GAUUCACGUGGUAGAAGUCAAAAUGGCUGCCACUUUCUUUAAUCGACUUGCAGGGCUUGGUUUAGGAGUUGCAGUAGCCGGUGGAGUGGUAAAUACUGCUUUAUUUAACGUCGAYGGUGGCCAUCGUGCAGUUAUCUUUGACAGAUUCCAAGGAGUUAAACCAGAUGUUGUUGGUGAAGGUACACACUUUUUAAUUCCAUGGGUGCAACGACCUAUUAUUUUCGAUAUCCGAACUAGACCAAGAAAUGUACCAGUCACAACAGGAAGUAAAGAUUUACAGACUGUAAACAUCACCCUCAGGAUUCUGUUCCGACCAAAAUCUCAAGCUCUACCCAAAAUAUACAUGAAUCUUGGCGAGGAUUAUGAUGAAAGAGUUCUUCCAUCCAUUACYACUGAAGUGCUUAAAGCUGUUGUUGCUCAGUUUGAUGCCGGGGAACUUAUUACGCAAAGAGAACUGGUUUCACAAAAAGUCCAAGAAGAUCUGUUAGAGCGUGCUGCAAGUUUUGGGUUGAUGCUCGAUGACAUUUCUUUGACCCAUUUGACAUUUGGUAGAGAAUUUACAGAAGCUGUUGAACUUAAGCAAGUUGCUCAGCAAGAUGCUGAAAGGGCGAGGUUUCUUGUAGAAAGAGCUGAGCAGCUAAAGCAAGCAGCAAUCAUAACAGCAGAGGGUGAUGCACGUGGUGCUCAGAUGCUUGCAAACUCUUUUAAAGAAGCCGGCGAGGGUCUUGUGGAACUCCGAAAGAUCGAAGCAGCAGAAGAAAUUGCAGACAGGAUGUCCAAAUCAAGAAAUGUUGCUUAUCUGCCAGGAGGGCAGAAAAUGCUUUUAAAUCUUCCUGUUUCAAGAUGAUGCUAAAAUACACUUUUUUGAUCGAUUUGAUUGAACACCAAUGUCUACUGAUAUCCCUGAUUGAAGGUGAUAAUGAUCUGUAUGUUCUGGUUUGUAUUUCUAAAUUGUGUUUCUGAGUAGUUAACAGUCAUGGAUAGCAACUAUAAUCAGUGCAAAGUAAAGAAAAAUAAAGCCGAUUUUCAUGAUUUGAUUAUA
Molecule: messenger RNA, 1042 nt
Organism: Exaiptasia diaphana
Lineage: Eukaryota; Metazoa; Cnidaria; Anthozoa; Actiniaria; Aiptasiidae
Product: prohibitin
Exons: 8
Coding region: 23-847 (274 amino acids)
Biological process (GO): mitochondrion organization
Cellular component (GO): membrane; mitochondrion
Source: RefSeq, a predicted model, not a curated record